Molecule: messenger RNA, 924 nt
Organism: Acomys russatus (golden spiny mouse)
Lineage: Eukaryota; Metazoa; Chordata; Mammalia; Rodentia; Muridae
Product: sperm motility kinase X-like
Exons: 2
Coding region: 1-924 (307 amino acids)
Biological process (GO): protein phosphorylation; microtubule cytoskeleton organization; intracellular signal transduction
Cellular component (GO): cytoplasm
Molecular function (GO): ATP binding; tau-protein kinase activity; protein serine/threonine kinase activity
Source: RefSeq, a predicted model, not a curated record
AUGGAGGCCUGCAACUCUACGGAAAAGACCUUUAUGAGAGAUUAUGAAAUGAUCACAACCCUUGGCCAAGGGCAUUUUGCCAAGGUCAAACUGGCCAUACACCACGACACAAGGACCUGUGUGGCGGUAAAAAUUCUGAGAAAUACCAAGAAGAGAGCAACCCUCAUUGAGAAUGAAAUCAGCAUUAUGAAAUCGAUUUCGCAUCCAAAUAUUUUAAAGCUGUUGGAUGUUGUCCAGACGCAAAAGACCACCUACCUUCUGGUAGAGGUUGCCCCACUGGGAGAUCUGAUGGAGCACAUCCUCCUACGGGGGUCUUUAGAGGAGAGCGAGGCAUGGAGACUCUUUGCGCAGAUCGUGCAGGCGGUGCAGCACUGCCAAGACCAUUACAUUUGCCACAGAGACAUAACAGCCAACAACGUUCUCAUCGACGGCAGGGGGAAUGCCAAGCUGAGCGAUUUCGGCCUGGCCCGUCACAUCGCUCCUGGGCAGAAGCUUCUGGGUUUCUGCGGCACUCCGCUGUACUGUGCUCCGGAAGUCUUUGGAGCGGAGGAUUAUGACCCAUUCCCCACAGAUAUUUGGAGUGUAGGGGUUCUCCUCUUCCUCAUGGUGGCUGGGUACUUUCCCUUUGAAGAGAGCUCUUUCGAAAUGUUGAGGGAGCUGAUCAGAUAUGGCAUGUUCACCAUUCCUCAGCAUGUGUCCAGAAACAUUUUCAAUGUCCUUGUCAACCUGCUCGUGGUCAAUCCCGCCAGGAGGCCCACCAUCGACCAAAUCAUGGGGUGCCUCAUGCUCAGGGGCAGAGAGGCUCACAGUCUCCUGGGCACCACAAGCCCUAGCACCGGCGGGCCUUUGACAGAUAAGUUGUAUGAGCCUGAAGAAGGCAUCCAGUCUAGAGGAGACAAAGCACACAUUGAGGAGAGCUAUUGA